AUGGCGUAUCACCACUCAGCCUUGCAGGGUGGAGAGACAGAAGAUUGGCGUCAAAGCCAUUCAAACCUCUUGCAAAUGUCCUCCUAUAGUGACGGGACCGAACCUCCCUAUUCGCCAACACCUUCGGGGCCAUUCAUGCCACUUCGCCCCCCUCGCCAUUUUCAACAAUCCUAUCCGUCUUCUGUUCGCUUUCCUAGGGCAUCUGUGACUCCGGAAUCUAUGAGUGUUGCCGUUCGCGAUUACACGCGUCAUACUUCUGGAUCACCCGUCUUGUUGGGGGCACACCAUGCCAGCGCAUCCAUCUCAGUGCAGGAUACAUGUUCUGACGCGCGAUUUAGCACGCAUUCUUCAAACCCCGAACUGAAUACGGAUAGAUUUAGGGAAUCGUCACCUCUUACUUCAAAAGGAACGCGGCUUCGGUCGGUGCGUGAGCUUCCGAAUGUUUACCAAGGGAUCUUUGGCUUCCCUCUUUUCAACGCUAUUCAGUCUACCUGCUUUGAUAUGAUCAUGAAAUCUGGCGAGAAUUUGGUGCGUAUCUCAAGUUUAUCUCGCAUGGCAGACGCCGAUUCCCUUCCUCAGGUUCUCAGCGCACCUACUGGAAGCGGUAAGACGGUGGUCUUCGAGCUCGCUAUUAUCAAACUCUUUAUGGAUAAUUCCCCGAGUUGUCCGCACGGUCCACAAUGCGUCUAUAUUGCCCCUAUGAAAGCUUUAUGUACCGAACGCUUCAAUGACUGGACAAAGAAAUUUUCUCCUCUCGGCAUCGAUUGUUGCGAAAUGACUGGUGAUACAGCUGUCGAGGGGAGGGAUGCUUGGAGAGGGGCUAAGAAGUGCUCUAUCAUCAUCACUACGCCUGAGAAGUGGGAUGCUUUGACAAGAAAUUGGCACGACACUGCCGUUUACACGAACCAGAUCUCCCUUUUUCUGGUGCACAUUUUGAGCGACCCUCGAGGGGCUACGCUCGAAGUCUGCAUAUCACGUAUGAAAACACGGAUGACGAAUCCACGCUUUGUUCUCGUGUCAGCCACGGUGCCUAACAUAGAAGAUAUUGCUGAAUGGAUUCGAUACGGAAGUCCACCUCAUGCAACCUCUGUGUUUAGGGCAGGUUCUACAAAUUUCCCUUGGACGCGGUAUUUCUUAAGUGAACUUGAUCGUAGUUUGACGAGUCUUAUCGCCCAUGUAAAAUCACGAAGCACGUUUAUGGCUUCCCGCGCAAACGAGGGCAGAACGAGUUCCAGUUCCUCUCCACGGUCCUGGAUCCGCAGCUGUUUCCUCUGCUUCAGCGUCAUGCGAAUAACAAGCCCGUCCUUGUAUUUUGUCCUACCCGAAAGAGUUAGGCCCAUUUUCGAACUUAGCGGCUGCUGUCUUUAUUAUGCUGUUUCAGGCGUCGUGACAUGUGCAGACAAGAUUGCUGCGGCGUAUUUAAAGCUUACUGAACGGGGGGGGAAGUUACCAUGGAACACUACGAGGGAGACUAACGCAUCCUUCGAAGAACCUAAAUUGAGCGAGCUCGUGAGUCAUGGAAUUGCAAAGAUCAUCUCAGUGGUUGUAGCUACUUCGACGCUUGCCGUUGGGGUUAACAUGCCUGCACACACCGUUGUGAUCCAUGGAACAGUUCAUUGGGCAGAUACUCAAUGGGAGGAGUACAGUAGCCUUGAAGUCAUGCAGAUGAUUGGCCGCGCAGGCCGCCCUCAGUUUGAUAAAGAAGGGGUCGCCAUCAUCCUUUGUGAUGCAGUGGCCAGGCCAAAGUACGAGGCUUUAGAGUCGGGCAACUCGGUAUUUGAGAGUCACCUGCACCGCAAUCUCAUCGAGCACGUUGCCUCUGAGGUCGCUCUCGGGACCAUCGUGGAUGAGGAAACUGCUAAGAAAUGGCUGUUGAACUCCUUCCUUUUCCAGAGGAUACAACGGAAUCCGGCACAUUAUUCUGGACUUAAUGAUGAUUCUGUCCAAGGAUCUUGGCGGGAUCGCUUGAAUGAUAUUGUUGAACAAACCUUGGCGACGCUCGAAGAAGCAUCUUUAAUCUCGAGGGAUAGUGCGAGGGCAAACGAUAAGAUUAGGAUCACUGAAGCUGGGGAAAUCAUGACUAAGUACUAUAUUCGUUUCUCGACGAUGUGUGCUAUCCAAACGCUACCCGAAGAGGUGAAUCUCAGGCAGCUGUUCGAGAUGCUGUCGCAGGCAGAUGAGCUCACUGAGUUAGCUCGACUGAGAGUGGAGGAAAAGCGCGUUUUCAACGAGAUUCGCGAACACAAUGACAUCCGCUUCCCGGUGAAGAAGGUAGAGAAGACUCCCGAGAAAGUCCUCCUUCUAUUGCAGGCUGCAUUAGGAGGGAUACCAUUGACCAGUAAGGACUGGAAGGGUCUCGGACACCAUGCUACCCUUGAUGCAGCAAAUCUGCUUCGCCAAUCCAUUCGGGUUGCCAAAGGCAAGUUCAGCGAGGUGCUGGCCCAGCACGGGAUCACUACCAUUGGCGCUUUGCGUGGGGAAAAAGCCCAUAGAGUUGAGCUGCUCCUCAAUAAAAAGCACCCAUUUGGGAGGGAACUUAUUCAGCAAGCUGCUAGUCUUCCAGACUAUAUUGUCGGGAUAUCUGAGGACAAUGUCGUCGCGGAGGGUGGUGCAAAACCCGUUCUUGUUACACUUUCUGUUUCAAUCUCCUUACAUCACGCUAUGAUUCUGGAUAAGGUCAAGGCGUUGGGCUACACUUCAGUGCUAACGACAACAUCCGACUGCCGGUUAAUUGAUUUCCGUCGCAUCCCCACCAAGGGUUUGGUCUCAGUUAGGUCGUUCGUUGUAACCGCUUCUUUGGAGAAGCCAAGUCAGAGUGUUAUUGUCCAGGCUGAUGCGGAGAAAUAUGCUGGGUUGUCUGUAUUCCGUACUUACAAGCCGACGGUGUCACCGGGCAGCUACCCCAUACUUAUGACUAAACCCCCAAAGGACGAUAUCGAGGUACCAUCUGAUUUUUGGGAUAUUUCGUCAUCCGAGAUAGAUGCCAUGCUGAACGGGGACGCGACGAAUCCAAACCCAGAGGUGGAUCCAGUCGCUUUACAUACGGAGACUCCAGAGUUACGGAAGAAGUCAGCCAAGGCGGUCGAACUUCCACAUGGAAACUUUCCGUGUUGUGAUCAUAAUUGCAAGGAUAAAUCCUCUUGUCGUCACCAUUGCCGUCGGGAGGGUUCGUCCAAAGCGCCGAACCGAAAUGCGGCUAACACCGUGCGCAACCGGAACCCAAGUACAUCGACGAAUAAAGGAACACCAAAACCGACCGAUUUGCGACAGAAACCUAAACUGGAUCAACCUCGUAUCGACCUUGAGGAGCUUCACAGGAACGCGUUAUCUGAACCUGCGAAAUCCUCCCUGGCUAAGAGAACUAAAGUUCCGCUUUCCGGGCAGCCGUUAACCGCGAAGCACCCUAGUAUUCUUCUGGAGACGGAUGGCAUGAGCGACGAUCUUAAUGACAUGUCUCAUUCACAGGGCGUCCUUACCAUAGACCGACUGCCCCGUAAUCCGGGUUCGCAUGAAAAUACGAGGUCAAACAUGGUCCUGUUUGACGACGGGAUUGAUUUUCCCCCGCCAUCGGAUAUCUCUUCUACUUCCCCAGCUAUGAAAAGGCAGAUGUCCUCGGAUCUCUCAAUGAAAAUAUCGAAACGUUCAAAACUUGAUCCAUUCGCAGCUACAAGCAAAAUCUGCAUCGAUUUAUCGCCUUCGCCAACACAAGCUUCAGAGGUACAAGAUCUGAAAACAUCCAGUGAUUCUCGCACGAUGAAGCACCAGCUUUUUAUGCCUGAUUCUUCCUUGACGCCUUCGUUUGACAGAAUCAGGCGGAAUCCCACAGUCAAACGUUCGCCUCCAAGCUUUCACAAAAUUUCUCAAGUGCUUUCUUCAGACUGCAGUUCUCCAGCAGCUCCAAUUGCAAAACCGCACGCGGAUCUGGUUGGCAGUGCAUCCUUAGAUACCAUUGCAAAUGGCACAUUGGGGGCUCCUUGCAAGGAACCUGAGUGGGACGAAAUGGAAGAGUGGAUGGCCAACAUGGUUGAUAUUGUGGAUUCGACGAACUGA
Molecule: messenger RNA, 4050 nt
Organism: Cantharellus anzutake
Lineage: Eukaryota; Fungi; Basidiomycota; Agaricomycetes; Cantharellales; Hydnaceae
Exons: 34
Coding region: 1-4050 (1349 amino acids)
Molecular function (GO): ATP binding; nucleic acid binding
Source: RefSeq, a predicted model, not a curated record